AUGCGGGAAGCGGGGAAGGCGGGUGGGAUGGAGCAGCGAGCCCAUGGGGAACAGCACAUCCUGCCAGGCUGUGAGGAAGCCCUUGCCUCUUCUUGACUACCACUUGCCACAUCUCCGCUGAAAAGAGCACAAUUCGGCAUAGACAGUAGUCAAGGAAUUACUUCUGAUCUGGAAACCAAGAGCAGAGCUUGGAGGGAUGUACUGUGCAAAACUCAAGACACAGGUAUUUCGAAAUUCUUUUCUAACUUUUAAGAACAUUUUUGCUCAAGGGUAUAUCUGAGGGUUCUGCACGUGUGUGUGUGUGUGUGUGUGUGUGUGUGUGUGAAAUAUGAGGUCAUUUUAAGAAUAACUUUUGUUGUCUGGGUAAUGCCUUGCUCCACAAGAGAAUACAUAGUUGAAGGAGGGGCUUUUGUACAGCUGCAAUCUGCACAAUACAGUGUGUCACAUCUUUGGAGCUGCAAGUCUAAAUAGAAAGCUUGCUGAGGAAUCCUUGGCCUUUAUUAAUGCUCCUUUAGGCUUCCACAAUGGAAUCGGUGUUCCCCAGUUACAAAGUUUGGGCAUCAUCCCGUCAAAUUUAGUUCCCAUUGUUUUCAAGGAAAUGUGAUUUCAGUAAACGAGAUUUAAGAAACUUGCAAGGCACCUUUAAAACAAGAGACUGAGAUUAAAAUUGAUUGGCUUAUUUAAAAUAAAGAUAAUGUACUAAUAGGGGGUUCAGAUUGUUGCAGCUAUCAUGUCUAGAAUCUUUUACUUGCUGAUGUGCUAUAUUUAUUUAAAGUACAAAAGAUUUGGAUUACAGCAGCAUUAAUCUGACAAUAACACCUGCACUUUUAGGGGUUUUCAAAUGGCUUUAACUGAAAACCAGUUAUCCAUUUUGCCUGUUGAAGAGCUUCACAUACUCCCAAAAGAAGAUGAUGGUGCAAAAAAAGGUCCUAUUUUGUGCCCCUCUUUCAAUUUUAAAUGAACCAAAAUGUUAUUUUGUUGAUCUCUCAGAAAAGGUAAGAAUUCCAGGUGAAGAUCCACAGUACAAUCGGAAUGCUAGCAGCAGCAUUUCAAGUUAAUAAGAGCUACUCUGGUAUUCCCUUCUCUUCCUUUUCAGGCAAUAAUUUAGGCAGGAGGCAACUUGAAUAAUAUAUGACAAUAAAGAAAGUGAAGGAGGUGCUUUAGUUUAGUUUAUAAGCUUUUAGUGUGAGGGUUGUGACCAUUCAGUUGUGUCUAAUUAUGGUGGAUCCUAUUCAUGUCACAACCACUAUUUUUCUUUGUCUUUUUACACUUUAACAGGAGAAAGAGAGAGAAUGAAAAAGGCAAAUAUGCAUAACUAAAAUAUAAAAAUUCCUGUAUCUGGUGAUGGGAGUUAAAUGGGAAUGGCAGGUCUGGAAAGGUUGAUGAAGGCUGUCCUAUUAGACACUGACAGCAAUCUAGCACUGUGGUCCUCAACCAACUCUUCCAAAGUUGUCCAAUAUGACUGUAAAACCACCCAAAUCCUGUGGGGUGGAAUUCAUAAAAUCAUUACUUAAAUCGCAGGGCUAAAUUGUUUUGAGCGAAAGGGAGUCCAAGGCUGGCCAUCCACCCAUUGAGUCCACUCUUUUCUCUCUCACAUUUUUUCUGUAUUGCAUUCAAAUAUAAGUCCAUCCUGUCACUCUUUCUUGCUUGACCCACAGAAACCAGCAGAAUCUGCCAUUUGUUUGGUAGAUACUGUAUAAGAAAAGGUAAAAAACAAACAAACCCUAAACCUCCAGAGAUGGUACAGGCAUUUACCUUCUGCUGUCACGAUAUAUUUGUAAAAUACUACAUCUAAGCUUUUCACCAUGCUUCCUCCCUUGCCCGACUUGGGAUGUGAUAUUUAAAUAUCUUUAAUACAGGACAGCUAGAUGCAGGGCAGAGUGUCGGGGAAUUUCUUUCCAAGGCUUCCUUGGCUCACAUCCCCCGCUGACACCCUUCUUUCCCUCCGUUCUGCUUGUUACGUCUUCUCCUCCACCACAGAAAGCUCUUCAGGACUGGGACUUAGUGUUUUGUUUUUGCCUACAUUGCCCUUUCAAGUUCUUCAGGCAAAUUAGGACAUAGCUCAAAAGGGUGUACUGUGUUUUCAAAGAAAACUCAACAAAACCAUUCUUAGUAUAAAAUAAAGAGUUCUAAAAUACUUUCUUGCAUGUAAGUCUCCUGAUAUGGCCAGGUAAUUGCAUCUGCAUAAUAAAAUCCAUCCCUUCACUAUUAUAAUUAAUAAUUAUUUGAUUAUAUCUUUGAGCUGGUGCUUCUCAUGUUUUACCAUCAACUUUAAGGGUCUGCCUGCCUCCACCCAAGUUGGAAUAUCGUUCAGAGGUAGAACUAAGAACUAUUUAUUAAAUGAUUGAACAUAUAGACGAAAUUCUGCUGGAAAGUUUUUUUUAUUUCUCUGUAUGGAAACCCUUGGUAAAUAGCAGAGAGAAGAUUUCCUGGUGGAAAAGCACCACUUCCAGCCAGGGUGAAAGUCAAGCAGGUCUUUCCCCCCCAUUUUGUUUCAGUGUCUCCCUUAAAAAAAUAAAAAUCGCUCCCAUCGAAGUGAAUGGGAAGGAAAGCCACUUCAGGUCUUGCAACAGACAUGACUAAGACCUGUUAUUUUCAAUAGGUCUACUCUGAGUAGUUUUGUUGUUGUUGUUUAGUAGUUUAGUUGUGUCCGACUCUUCGUGACCCCAUGGACCAGAGCACGCCAGGCACUCCUGUCUUCCACUGCCUCCCGCAGUUUGGUCAGACUCAUGUUUGUAGCUUCGAGAACACUGUCCAACCAUCUCAUCCUCUGUCGUCCCCUUCUUCUUGUGCCCUCAAUCUUUCCCAACAUCAGGGUCUUUUCCAGGGAGUCUUCUCUUCUCAUGAGGUGGCCAAAGUAUUGGAGCCUCAGCUUCAUGAUCUGUCCUUCCAGGGAGCACUCAGGGCUGAUUUCCUUAAGAAUGGAUACGUUUGAUCUUCUUGCAGUCCAUGGGACUCUCAAGAGUCUCCUCCAGCACCAUAAUUCAAAAGCAUCAAUUCUUCGGCAAUCAGCCUUCUUUAUGGUCCAGCUCUCACUUCCAUACAUCACUACUGGGAAAACCAUGGCUUUUACUAUACGGACCUUUGUUGGCAAGGUGAUGUCUCUGCUAUUUAAGAUGUUGUCUAGAUUUGCCAUCGCCUUUCUCCCAAGGAGCAGGCGUCUUUUACUUUCGUGACUGCUGUCACCAUCUGCAGUGAUCAUGGAGCCCAAGAAAGUAAAAUCUCUCACUGCCUCCAUUUCUUUCCCCUCUAUUUGCCAGGAGGUGAUGGGCCCAGUGGCCAUGAUCUUCGUUUUUUUGAUGUUGAGGUUGUUGAUAUUUCUUCCAGCGAUCUUAAUUCCGGCUUGGGAUUCAUCCAGCCCAGCCUUUCACAUAAUGAAUUCUGCAUUUAAGUUAAAUAAGCAGGGAGACAAUAUACAGCCUUGCCGUACUCCUUUCCCAAUUUUGAACCAAUCAGUUGUUCCAUAUCCAGUUCUAACUGUAGCUUCUUGUCCCACAUAGAGAUUUCUCAGGAGACAGAUGAGGUGAUCAGGCACUCCCAUUUCUUUGAGAACUUGCCAUAGUUUGCUGCAGUCAAAGGCUUUUGCAUAGUCAAUGAAGCAGAAGUAGAUGUCUUUCUGGAACUCUCUAGCUUUCUCCAUAAUCCAGCGCAUGUUUGCAAUUUGGUCUCUGGUUCCUCUGCCCCUUCGAAAUCCAGCUUGCACUUCUGGGAGUUCUCAGUCCACAUACUGCUUAAGCCUGCCUUGUAUAAUUUUAAGCAUAACCUUGCUAGCGUGUGAAAUGAGUGCAAUUGUGCGGUAGUUGGAGCAUUCUUUGGCACUGCCCUUCUUUGGGAUUGGGAUAUAGACUGAUCUUCUCCAAUCCUCUGGCCACUGCUGAGUUUUCCAAAUUUGCUGGCAUAUUGAGUGUAGCACCUUAACAGCAUCAUCUUUUAAAAUUUUAAAUAGUUCAGCUAGAAUAUCAUCACUUCCACUGGCCUUGUUAUUAGCAGUGCUUUCUAAGGCCCAUUUGACUUCACUCUCCAGGAUGUCUGCUCAAGGUCAGCAACCACACUACCUGGGGUAUACGAGACAUCCAUUUCUUUCUGGUAUAAUUCCUCUGUGUAUUCUUGCCACCUCUUCUUCAUGUCUUCUGCUUCUGUUAGGUCCUUUCCACUUUUGUCUUUUAUUAUGGUAAUCUUUGUACGAAAUGUUCCUUUCAUAUCUCCAAUUUUCUUGAACAGAUCUCUGGUUCUUCCCAUUCCGUUGUUUUCCUCUAUUUCUUUGCAUUGCUCGUUUAAGAAGGCCUUCUUCUCUCUCCUUGCUAUUUUUUGGAAAUCUGCAUUCAAUUUCCUGUAUCUUUCACUAUCUCCCUCGCAUUUUGCUUGCCUUCUCUCCCCCGCUAUUUGUAAGGCCUCGUUGGACAGCCACUUUGAUUUCUUGCAUUUCCUUUUCAUUGGGAUGGUUUCCGUUGCUGCCUCCUGUAUAAUGUUACGAGCCUCCAUCCAUAGUUCUUCAGGCACUCUGUCCACCAAAUCUAAAUCCUUAAACCUGUUCCUCACUUCCACUGUGUAUUCAUAAGGGAUUUGACUUAGAUUGUAUCUUACCGGCCCAGUGGUUUUUCCUACUUUCUUCAGUUUAAGCUUGAAUUUUGCUGUAAGAAGCUGAUGAUCUGAGCCACAGUCAGCUCCAGGUCUUGUUUUUGCUGACUGUGUAGAGCUUCUCCAUCUUUGGCUGCAGAGAAUAUAAUCAAUCUGAUUUCGAUGCUGCCCAUCUGGUGAUGUCCAUGUGUAGAGUCGUCUCUUGUGUUGUUGGAACAGAGUGUUUGUGAUGACCAGCUUGUUCUCUUGGCAGAACUCUAUUAGCCUUUGCCCUGCUUCGUUUUGAAUUCCAAGGCCAAACUUGCCAGUUGUUCCUUUUAUCUCUUGACUCCCUACUUUAGCAUUCAUUCCAAUCCCCUAUAAUGAGAAGAACAUCCUUCUCUGGUGUCAUUUCUAUAAGGUGUUGUAAGUCUUCAUAGAAUUGGUCAAUUUCAGUUUCUUCAGCACCAGUGGUUGGUGCAUAAACUUGGAUUACUGUGAUGUUAAAAGGUCUGUGUGCUGGUCCAGGGGGAAGGUUACCGUGGGGCGAGGUCUAGGACCUGAGUCGAGGGUCGGCAGACAGUCCUCCACGGGCGAAGCGGGGUCCACAGCGAGGAGCCGGGCAAGGACAGAAACUCUGGGGGAACCGGACUGGGUGCUGGCCGAAACAGCUCUUCAACGAUGUUGCUCCCGCAACCUGGGACCGGGCUGACUGGCCUUUAUCUUCUCUGAGGCCAGGGGCGGUCCUGGCCCCUAGGAGACCUGCCUCUCCUGGCCUUAAGGCGAGCACUCCUCCUGGGAGAAACCAGUUCCCUUCGCCUCUCUGCCCUGAGCCUCUGCAGUUCAGGAGAGGCUGAAGGGUUACUGGACCCAGGGGGAGACUCACUUGUAGGCACUGAGUCCUCAACCACCUCCGGAGCCAUUGGACUUUCCUUUCGCUUCCAGGCAUAUCCGCAACUGAGCGUCCUUUCGGCUUUGGCCCAGCGCUUCAUCAGCUCUGAAUCUACUUGUACUUGUCCUCUGCUCUUCCUCAGUAGCAUGUUGGACGCCUUCCGACCUGAGGGGCUCAUCUUCCAGCAUCAUAACUUUUAUAUGCCUGUUGCCUUUGUCCAUGGAGUUUUCUUGGCAGGGAUACUGGAGUGGCUUGCCGGUUCCUGCUCCAGGUGGAUCACAUUUGGUCAAAACUCUCCACUAUGACCUGUCCAUCUUGGGUGGCCCUGCUUGGCAUAGUUCAUAGCUUCUCUGAGUUAUUCAAGCCCCUUCGCCACGGCAAGACAGUGAUCCAUGAAGGGGACUCUGAGUAGUACAUAGAUUCAAUUUCUUACCCUCCCUUCACCGUAAGGUCCCAGAAUAGGUUACAGCAAUAUAAAACGUUAAAAUUUGUUGGAUGCAUUCCUUAUACAUUUGGGCAGCUGUAGAAUUGCACCCUAAAUAAAAAAUAAGAUCUUUGAUGGUGUUUCAGGGAUUCCUUCCUCUUGGCACUCUCAAGGAAUGUGGGCUGAGGCGCAACCUUUAGCCAUCUGUCCUCAAACAAGUCCUCCAUUCUGGUUCCAGUUAAGCCCCACGGAAGGCUUUCCAGAAGCCCAAUGGUGUCCUGGGAGGGAUGUUUGAGGUGUGGAAAUCACAGCGCACAGGCAGGGAGGGCCAUCCUUCUGCCUGCAGCUGCAGCUCUCAGUAUUAUUGCUACUGCAGUGGUAACCUCGGGUUAAGAACUUAAUUCGUUCUGGAGGUCUGUUCUUAACCUGAAACUGUUCUUAACCUGAAGCAUCACUUUAGCUAAUGGGGCCUCCUGCUGCCGCCGUGCAAUUUCUGUUCUCAUCCUGAAGCAAAGUUCUUAACCCGAGGUACUAUUUCUGGGUUAGCAGAGUUUGUAACCUGAAGCGUCCGUAACCCGAGGUACCACUGCAUUUACUUCCAUAUUAUUAAUUAUUAGGCUUGUUUGCCCCAGCUGACCAUUCCCCUGCCCAGCACAUGAAUAAUUAUAAGAAUAAAUUUUGCGUUAAAAUUGUUACGUGGUUACAUCUUCUAAGUACCAGACCAUUAACAGGGCAGUGCUUAGCAUGCCUACUCAGAAGUAAGCCUCCACAUUCAAUGACGCUUACACCCAUGUAAGUGUGCAUAGAAGUGCCCUGUUGGUGCAGCCAACAAAAUCAGAGGUGGCCAUUUCACAUUAAAAACUUCCAUCAAAUAGGAAUAAGGUUUUGGUAUUUCCCCAUUUUUAUAAAUGAAAAGGUUUCUAGAUUUGUAGCAUUGUGCCAGGUAUGCGUCAUUAAUAUUAUUCUACUUCUCAGGUACUAAUUUCUAUUUGACUGAAAUGGACUCAAAACAAAAUAUCUCAUCUGAAGAUGGCUCUCUUCCUCCCUAUGAGCAACAUGAAGACCCCUUUGAAUCAAAACUUUCAAAAGAAGCUGACAUAGUUGCUGGAUUUUAUUUAUUAAUAAUUGGUAAGAUUUUCAAAUUAUUCCCAUGAAUAUACCGUAUAGUACUAUCUCUGGAUGUCUGCAAAGGAACUAGAUAUAUCCAAAUAUCAACCAUGAAAAUAAAGUGUGGGUGGAUAAUAUUAGUUUUGAUUUCCAUCGCGCCCUAAUCUGAUGGGGGACCCCACCCCCCUUUAUCCCCCCUUUGGCAGCUUCAUGAUAGCCAUUUUCCUGUUAUUAGAUGGUUAUGGGGAUUCCAAAAUGUAUUGCGAAUGGAAGCUUCAUAAGCCAUUCAUCUGUUAAAAUUUGGCCUCAAGGUGGCUCACAUUAUGUCAAAUCAAUAACAAUAAAUAUAACAGAACACAUAUUGGGGGAAAUUACAAAUAAUCAUAACAGGUAGAAUUCACCACUGCGGGGGAGGCGCCUCUGCUUGUGCAGCAAAGCUUUGCGUACUUUUCCUCUCCCUACAGCCCCCUUUGCAUCUCCAAAAUCUGCCCUAGAGCAUCUGCCCAACCCUCUGGGGCAGAUUUUGAGCUGCACAGAGGGAUGCAGGGGGAAGAAGAGGAAAAGGAAACCUUGUCAUGCAAGCCAAAGUCUGUCAUCUAGUCCAACCACUGCAAUGCAAUCUUGUGCCCAAGGUGGGGCUUGAACCCACAACCCUGAGAUGAGGAGUCCCGUGGCCUCGGCCCUGUAGGAAGACAUGCCAGGGUUUCAAGCCUUUGCUCAAAUGGGAAGCCCUGAUCCACAAGAGGCACCCAUGUAAAGGCCUCCCAUGAAAACGAUGGAAAGGGGCAUGUAUGGCGGAAGAGGCUUGUGCUCUUGGCCCUCCAAGGCUUGAGGGGCUGCCGCGUCAGAAGCAUGCAGGGGCCCCUUUAUUGGCUUCCUGGUUUUCCAGAACCUUGAGCCCAAGAAGGGAAGCGAAGAGGAAGGAAUCGGCUUGGGAGCCUCGGGGCGAAAAAGAGAGAGGGCCGCCAUCCCCGUCCCGGGGCGCCCCAAGACCCGAGUGAGUAGCGCUGAACUCGCCGAAAAUCAAGACAAUAGGGACAAGCACCAGGCUAUAUCCAAACCUUAAAACAGAAAGCUGACUCAGGAGAUCCGCCCGAACUCGUCAGUUCAAAUUGCAAUUUAAAUUACCUUGCCGCAAUUACACUACAAUAAGACUGAAGACAUUUCAUCAGAAUCUAGAGAGCCGAGACGGAAAAAUUCUUUAUUGCAACUUACAUUGUGCAUAAAGACAAAGGAACGGGAGCAAGAGGGGGAAGGGAAACCAGGCGGGAACCCGCCCCCCCCAUAUCAGAAUUAAAGGCAGAAAAACAGAAAACAUCCUUGCAAAUAAAGCAUGGGGAGAAAGAAGCGCGGCGUGGAGGGACGGAGCGGGAAAGCGAAGGAUCCCCUCGGGAGGAAGGGCGGCGGCGGCGGCAGAAGAUCGGGCUGAGUUGGUCGCGCGGAGGAGCGGAGGAGCAUCAAGAGAGCGAAGGGGAAGAGGACAAGGGCUGGAACAGGGAGGAAGGGAGACCAGCAGCGAGCCAAAGGGAAGGAAAAUGGCAGUGAGAAGAAGCGGAGUCAUCGCCGCCGCCUCCUCCUCACGGCUGGCUGUAAAACAGAAAAACAAAAAACAGGAAGAAACUUCGAUGGCCAGAGUGAAGAGAUACAACCAGGAUGGCAAGGACACCUAGGGGAGGGACAAGGCAACUGCACCUCCAAAGAUAGAAAUUGGUUUUUUUAUAUAUAUAGACCAAUACCAUCUGCCUCACGACUAUAGGAGUAUCCCAUCCAUCCCAACAACAGAAUCUACUAUUCAGUUCCACAAGACUGCUCAAUUAAUCAAUUUUAUAAGCAUUUACUAACCUGUAUGAAUUCAAAGAGCCUGUUGAUUUAUAUUGAUGCUAUUUGUUCUUGUUUAGUCAUUUAGUCGUGUCCGCCUCUUCGUGACCCCCUGGACCAGAGCACGCCAGGCCCUCCUGUCCUCCACUGCCUCUCGCAGUUUGGUCAAUCUCAUGCUGGUAGCUUCGAGAACACUAUCCAACCAUCUCGUCCUCUGUCGUCCCCUUCUCCUUGUGCCCUCCAUCUUUCCCAACAUCAGGGUCUUCUCCAGGGAGUCUUCUCUUCUCACGAGGUGGCCAAAGUAUUGGAGUCUCAGCUUCAGGAUCUGUCCUUCCAGUGAGCACUCAGGGCUGAUUUCCUUCAGAAUGGAUAGGUUUGAUCUUCUUGCAGUCCAUGGGCCUCUCAAGAGUCUCCUCCAGCACCAUUGAUGCUAUAAAAAGCAAUUGAUUGCAUGGGUCCCUCAAAGUUUGUAAAGUGAUAUAAUUUGAUAAACUGAUAAAUCUGAUACAUUGGUAUUAUGCAAUUUAACGGAUAUAAAGGUGUACAAAUAGAAUUACAGAAACAAAUUAAUCCCUUUUUAUUUAAUUGGGGUGUGAUAUAUUGCUCCACAAGUUAUCAUUGUUAAAGGAAGGAUUUGGAAUUUAAGAUCUAGUAACCCCAAAUGGGGGAUAGUUAACUGACCAAGUCCCACCCAGUUCUCUCUAAAAUAAGGAAGUACAGAUACUGAGGCUCAUUUUUAAUUUUAAUUCUAUAUAUUUUCUUAAUCUUUUUAUUUUAUUUCAUUAUAUUUGUUGGAAAACUGUAAAUAAUAAUCAAAAGGAGUCAACUAAGACUGGGACAAAGUUUAUACUUGUGUGUACAUAGAGAGACAGUCAUAAUGGCAAAUAAGAAAAAUCAAACCACACAAAUGACCUCCACAGUAGCCUCAAGACAUCAAUCAGCUGAACUAGACACCAAUGUAGACCAAAGAGAGCUCAUCAUAGGAAUGAAUAAAUCAAUAAAUGACAAACUUGAUAAUAUGGGCAGCAAGAUAGAACAGAAUUCCAAAUUAAUAAUGGAUCUAUCUGGACAGCUAAAAUAUUUGACUACCAAGAACAUGGAAACAGAGAAAACUGUUCAAGAUCUAAAAUCCAGAACUAAUAAGCAUGAGGAACUCACAAAAGAAAUAACUAAGAAGAUCCAUAACGAGAAUAAAGACCUGAAGAGGGUCCAGAAUACAAUCAUGGAGGAAACGGCGGAAUUAAAGAGUGUGCAGGAGGAAACAUCUUGGGAUGCAUCGAAGAGAACUCAUUCUGUGCUUUAGAGGUGACCCAGAAACUCAAGAUGAAGAUAUAGAAGCUAAACUAUCAAAAGAGCUCACCAGUUGGCUAGGAGUACAAAAAGAUGAAUUGCUACAAGAUAUAGAUAAAAUAUUCAGAAUAAGAUCAGGAAAACAAACAAGUCAACCAAAGGACCAGGAGAUUGCCUGGUCUUUUUGAAUUCAAGACUGCUGAAAGAUAAAAUUUUGCAGAAAAGGAAACUGGUGAUUGACGAGAAAUAUAUACAAAGAAAUACCAAAAAGACUUCUUAAAAAGAGACUGAAUUACAGGACAAUAACAGAGGCCUUAAAGAGCAAUCAUGUAAGGUACAAAUGGGAAUUCCCUGAGAGGAUUUCCUUUACAUUUAAAGACAGGAGGAAGACCUUCAGAUCUGUUGAAGAAGUUUCAAAAUUCUGGCGAAGAUAUAAGAGAGAACUGGGGGGGGGGGGAGAGGCAUCACAGGAAAGCGAAGAGACACUGGAGGCCACGGGAGGGGAGUGAUAACAACAAACAGCCCAAAUCCAUAUAUUUCUAUUGCACGUCUUUGAAUAUUGAAACUAAUAAAAAUUGAUGAAUUUAAAUAUUAUCUCUUGGAAUAUUAAUGGUUUCUUGAUGAUUAAUGGUUUCUUGAUUCUGUGGAUGAAUUUUUGACACAAUGAAAAUAGAAAACAAAAAUGGGUGCUUUUCAUUUAAGCAGCCUUUCCAUUAGUGUGAAUCUAUUUUCCGUCAAGGUUUUCUUCUGUGAACACUUUACCAUUGAAUCCAUUGUAGGGUCAAAAAGCUUUAUGUCUCAUGAUUUUAUUAAUAGUGUUAUGAGUUGUGGGGAGGAGGUUAGGCUAUAUGCCUGAGCCCCUUUCUAAUUCCUCGAUCCAGCAUGGUAAUUUCCUGCCCAGUGUGGGUUGGUAAGGAAAGAAAGGGAGUGGCUCUGUGCCAGAGGGCAAAUGGGUGCACCCCUCCACUGUCUGUUAGGAAGACAAAAGGCCAGAGUCAAGAGGGGAGGGAGAUGAGCUAGAAGCUGGAGGCAAAAGCAGCAGCCUGGGAAGCCAGAGACAGAGCCAGGCCUGAAUUCUGCUGGGACCCAAGGCUGUGGCUCUGGGAGAAGCAGGACCUUCUUGGGGUGUUAACACUGGGGACCCCUCCAUCGCAGGCUCAGGUUGUAUAUACAGGUGCCCCCCUCCUUACGUGUGAUCAUAUAGCACGCAACCAUGUAUAUGCGCUAAAUAAAAAGAGUCAAACCUGGAAAUGGCGGGAGAGAGCUGGAGAGUCCUUGUGGCUCACAAAGAGACCCUCGCUGAAACCUGAUGAGGACGUCCAUGAGGGCAGAGGAAGCCCCAAAGAGACCAGAGGCACAGCAAGGCUUUGUUUAGGCUGCUCAGCCUCCCUGCCUAACAGCGCACCCUCCAGCCUCCAGCUGCCCCCAGAGCUUCAACUCCAGAUAUUUUGGUCUGGAUUGGGGAGAGAAAGCUGGGAAGCAGGACAAAAAAUGGGCAUUUAGAGGCUUUUCAGAGGGUGCUCCUCACAUGAUUUUUGCUUAGGUACUCAGGGGCCUAGCACGUAACCCACGUGCAAGUGGGGGAACACCAGUAUUUGUAAAUAAACCAUAUAUCAUACAGACACCGUUGUCUCCGCCGUGUCUCAUUGUCCCAAAGGAAACCUGGACCCUGAGGGAACGCUUGGACCCCCUGGGAUCUUGCACAGCUCAGAGAUUGGGGUGGCAGGCAACAGUAGUUUUUCCCUAGGACUGUGACCUGCCUAUGUGUAAAUACACAUAUACUGUUUUCUCACCAUGGUUACAUUCAAGAUAUGAGCCAGUUACAGCUUUUAAGAACAUAUCUACAUCAUAGAUCUAAAAUGGUUUGAUAAUAGCUCUCUUUACCCAGACAACCUAGGAAAGUAUUCUUCUGUGAAGGAGGCUCUUUCUCUUUCAGAAAUCUGAUUUUCACACAGGUCUUUAGUGUAACUUCUUCUGGAAUGAAGUGGGCACCUCCUUCCUCAGGGGACUUGAAAUUAGUAACACAUCAAAGAUGACAUCUCUUUGUCCACACUUGAUACAGUGCUAAUUGUGUAGAUGCAAUUUGCAUGCCCUGUUUUUCCAGUGCAAAGAGCUGUCCUGGAGAGGGUGGGAGAGGCACAGUCCAGGACCGCAGUGGAUGGGGCAAAAGGGUUAGUAUUUAACUCACACCCUGCCAUUCCAAUGAAAAUUAUUGCCCCCCCCCACAUCCCAAGGUACCCCAAGGGGACUUCCUUUUUGGCGUUCACCCCCCUCCUCUCCAACUGCACAACAGCAUUUGCAUUUUUAGACAUGCGCAGAUUGAUGUCACAUCUGAUGUGGCCUUUGGAGCCCAUACUGUGAUGAUGGUGAAGAAGCUUCAUUUUGUUGCGCCAUGGGGUGAAUCUUGUGGCAAAAGAAUGUCAAGGGAACAGCAAUGGCUGAGCUCUCCAGCUCUUUAUCCUAGUCUUGUUCAUUUCAAGAAUCUUACAGUUCGUUUUCAUUGCUGUGUAUGCAAGUGGAGCAGAAAUUAAUUCAGUUCUGGGGAAAAUAUUUUGAAGUUUCUUUUGAGUACACCAACACCAUUUUUGUUUGAUUUUUCAUUACAGGGAUUAUGUCCACUUUAGGCAAUGGAUAUGUCCUUUAUAUGUCUACACAACGGAAAAAGAAGCUGAGGCCUGCUGAAAUAAUGACUGUCAAUCUAGCAGUGUGCGACCUGGGUAUUUCAGGUAAUUUAACUUGAGCUGAGCUGAGAAUGAAAAUAUUACCAUAGUUCCUGUUCCUAUGGACAGGCAUGGACUCUACAUGGUUUUCACAUUCAGAUUUCGGUUGGCAUCAUUUCUGCCUUGAGUAAUGAUUAUAGAAAAUCAUUAGCAACAUUCAAAGGCCCAAACGUUUAGCACUUCCACAGGUUACUUGGUCUAACAUAUAAGUGAUCAACAUUGUUAAAUUGAUUGCUUAAACAUGACAGUUUUGUUUUCUUUUUAGCCUUAUAUUUAAUCAUUUAUUAUUUUAAGAAACAUUGAAAAUUGUGUGUGUGAGAGAGAGAGGGGAGAGAGAGAGAAAUUCACAAACAGCAGAAAUGAGGAAUCCUGCAAAUUUAGAUGUUCUUACCAAAAUUUGCUGUGCUUCCUUGAACCCACUGUACAUAUUCACUCUGAUAGCUACAGUGUGUGUUCUCAUGACAUCAUUCUGUGACAUUUUUCAUUUAAAAAAAAUCCAGUUCUGAAGAAAUGUAGCCUUUUUUUAACAAGAAUAAUGAAAUAAUUUAUAUCACUUAAGUUACAUUAAUAUUCAGGUGACUUAUUGAAAUCACAUAAUUCACACUUUCAAAACAAAAACAGCAGCUAGAACUGCCAUGGUUCAUAUCUGAAGGCAAAUUUGUUCUGGCAAAGCAGUAUUAGGAAUAUCAUAGUUAGAUAUAAUUAUCUAACCUCCAGCUCCUUCCUGCAUUGCAGUUCUUUCAUGAAGACUUCUCUCAGUCUCCAUGACCUUGCCUGGGCUGUCUUCCAUUGCCCCUGUUCCCCCCUGAACUCUCCAUUGUCCGUAUGCUAUACAGCACCUUGCAUCCUGCUAGGGAUAAAUAAAUAUUUAUUGGUAAUGAUAUCAGAUACCACCUUGCACCUGGAACCCCAUCUUGGUCAAAUGUGUUUUGGAAAUUAAAAUGUUUAGAAUUCAAGCGUCAGAGUUCUGAAAUUACGUAAUAGCUGAAUGUCAGCAAAACAUUCUAGCUUACUAAUCUCGACCUGAGAAUGAAUAAUUAUCCAUGAAGUGUUGUUGGUUUUGGUUGUUGUUCUUCUCAGUAAUUUAUUUGCAUAAAAGGCAGAUCUGUUUAUACUCUGCAAAUCCUGCCAUGUCAUUCUGUUUUUGAAGAUGCUGUUUUGCGCUGCUUGAAAAGUUCACUUUCGCGCAUCUCUUUCUUGAAGUGCUGCUUUGAGGGCGGCACUGCAAGAUCAUUGAACUCUGUGCUUUCCAUUCCAGUGCUGGGAAAGCCUUUCAGCAUCAUUGCCUUUUUCUCCCAUCGAUGGAUUUUUGGUUGGAGUGCCUGCCGCUGGUAUGGAUGGGCAGGUUUCUUUUUUGGCAUCGGAAGUCUUAUCACCAUGACAGCAGUCAGCCUGGAUAGAUAUUUCAAAAUCUGCUACUUAUCGUAUGGUAAGUGGGGUGGGGUGGGGAGGAUUAAUGUCCCUCCUUUAUUUUGGAAACUAGAGAGUAAAUUUCUCUUUCCAUCAAUUUAAGCCGCAAACUUUUGUUCAGAGGAAUGUCAUCCAAGAAUUGUGUCCUUGUAAAUGGGCAAGAAUUAAUAAAAAUCCCUUUGUGCUCAUAAAAUUGAUGUAGAAAACAUCAGGAGGUCUAAAGUCAUUUGAAUAGUCAGAUGGUUAGUUAAACAUAACUGUAGUGUUAUAAUUACUUUAGAAUUAGAAUUUUGAGUGACUGCUAUGAGUUGGAUAAGAUGGGUAGAAAUUAAAAAGCAGACGAGAAAUCCAAAAACUAUACAGUUAGGCAUAAUAAACUAGAAAAGAUUUCUUAAAUCUUAGAUUUAAAAAGUUUUUAGAAAAUAUCUGGCCAACAAUAUCACAGACCCAGAUAAAACACAAUCCAGAUCUAUUUCCACCCACGUGGAAACUCUGAGCAGUUCCACUCUGAGCCUUUUCUCCAGCCUGUGUAUGUGUUUGUUCAAGUGUGAGUGCAUGCGUGCACGAGAGAGAGAUUUUUUGCCAGGAUCCUGGCAUUAGGGAAAGGGCCAAACACUGCUACUCAUCUCACUGCUGGUCCAGAUCCUGAUUUGGAUGCAAUGCAACUGAUUUAAAAGAAUAUUUAAAAGGGUGUGAAGGCAAUGUUACCUGAAGGCGACAGACAGAUCAUAGAGAUCAGAAAUCUAUAGAGCCCAUGUCUGAGCAACUCUCUAGCAAUGGGAUAGCUGUGCCCUGACUCACCUUAACCCUCCAGUUUAAGAAGGCAGAUUUCCUAAGCUCUGAAAAGAAGAGGAAGCAAAAGGGGCAAAACCUGAGAGGCCACAUUUAGCUUACAGUAUAAUGUCAUGCCCCCUUUGAAUAAUUCAGAGAAGCUAUGAACUAUGCCAAGCAGGGCACUCAAGAUGGACAGGUCAUAGUGGAGAGUUUUGACCAAACGUGAUCCACCUGGAGUAGGAACCGGCAAGCCACUCCAGUAUCCCUGCCAAGGAAACUCCAUGGACAAAGACAACAGGCAUAUAAAAGUUAUGAUGCUGGAAGAUGAGCCCCUCAGGUUGGAAGGCGUCCAACAUGCUACUGAGGAAGAGCGGAGGACAAGUACAAGUAGAUUCAGAGCUGAUGAAGCAGCUGGGCCAAAGCCGAAAGGACGCUCAGUUGCAGAUAUGUCUGGAAGCGGAAGGAAAGUCCAGUGCUGUAAAGAAAAAUAUUGCAUAGGAACCUGGAAUGUAAGAACCAUGAACCUGGGUAAGUUGGAUGUGGUCAAAAAUGAGAUGGCAAGAAUAAAUAUUGAAAUCCUGGGCGUCAGUGAACUAAAAUGGACGGGAAUGGGCGAAUUAAGUUCGGACGACCAUCAUAUCUACUACUGUGGGCAAGAAUCCCGUAAAAGAAAUGGAGUGGCCCUCAUAGUCAACAAAAGAGUGGCGAAAGCUGUACUGGGAUGCAAUCUCAAAAAUGAUAGAAUGAUCUCGAUACGAAUCCAAGGCAGACCUUUUAACAUCACAGUAACCCAAGUUUGUCAGGGUGGCGCUGUGGGUAAAACCUCAGUGCCUAGGGCUUGCCGAUCGCAUGGUCGGUGGUUCGAAUCCCCGCGGCGGGGUGAGCUCCUGUCUUUCGGUCCCAGCUCCUGCCCACCUAGCAGUUCGAAAGCACCCUUAAGUGCAAGUAGAUAAAUAGGUAAACGGCGUUUCCGUGUGCUGCGCUGGUGCUGGCUCACCAGAGCAGCUUCGUCACGCUGGCCACGUGACCCGGAAGUGUCUCCGGACAGCGCUGGCCCCUGGCCUCUUAAGUGAGAUGGGCGCACAACCUAGAGUCGGACACGACUGGCUCGUACGGGCAGGGGUACCUUUACCUUUACCUUAACCCAAGUUUAUGCACCAACUACUGGUGCUGAAGAAACUGAAAUUGACCAAUUCUAUGAAGACUUACAACACCUUAUAGAAAUGACACCAGAGAAGGAUGUUCUUCUCAUUAUAGGGGAUUGGAAUGAAUGCUAAAGUAGGGAGUCAAGAGAUAAAAGGAACAACUGGCAAGUUUGGCCUUGGAGUUCAAAACGAAGCAGGGCAAAGGCUAAUAGAGUUCUGCCAAGAGAACAAGCUGGUCAUCACAAACACUCUGUUCCAACAACACAAGAGACGACUCUACACAUGGACAUCACCAGAUGGGCAGCAUCGAAAUCAGAUUGAUUAUAUUCUCUGCAGCCAAAGAUGGAAAAGCUCUAUACAGUCAGCAAAAACAAGACCUGGAGCUGACUGUGGCUCAGAUCAUCAGCUUCUUAUAACAAAAUUCAAGCUUAAACUGAAGAAAGUAGGAAAAACCACUGGGCCGGUAUUCAAAUCCCUUAUGAAUACACAGUGGAAGUGAGGAACAGGUUUAAGGAUUUAGAUUUGGUGGACAGAGUGCCUGAAGAACUAUGGAUGGAGGCUCUCAACAUUAUACAGGAGGCAGCAACGAAAACCAUCCCAUUCCAUGUAUGGAAGUGAGAGCUGGACCAUAAAGAAGGCUGAUCGCCAAAGAAUUGAUGCUUUUGAAUUAUGGUGCUGGAGGAGACUCUUGAGAGUCCCAUGGACUGCAAGAAGAUCAAACCUCUCCAUUUUUAAGGAAAUCAUCCCUGAGCGCUCACAGGAAGGACAGAUUCUGAAGCUGAGACUCCAAUACUUUAGCCACCUCAUGAGAAGAGAAGUGUGAUGGCCUGGGAAUUGGAUUCAGAGGCUGAACCUGAGGAACCCCAGCCUGCACUGCCAGGGCCGGCUGAGCCAGGGCUGGGGCUUGAACCUGAAGGGCCCUCACCUGUGCCGGAUCCUCAGGAGUAGACACCAGCUGAAUCCACUCUGGCUCCGGAGGUGAUCGGGGACCCAUUGCCUGCAGGUGCUCCACUAUCAGCCCUGUCAGGGGAAGGUGAGAUUGCCUCUGGGUCCAGUAACCCUCCAGCCUCUCCUGAGCUGCAGAGGCUCAGGGCAGAGAGGCAGAGGGAACUAAGUUCUCGCAGGAGGAGUGCUCGCCUUAAGGCCAGGAGAGGCGAGUCACCUGUGGGCCGGGACCGCCCUAUGCCUCAGAAGAGAUAAAGGCCAGUCAGCCCAGUCCCAGGUUGCGGGAGCAACAUCGUUGGUAACCUGUUCCUGCUGGCACCCUGUCCUGCUCUUCCAGAGUUCCUGACCACGCCUGGCUCCUGGCCUUGGACCCCGCUUCGCCCUUGACGGACAGCCUCCAUACUCUCGACCCAGGACCAGACUCAGACCACGCCGCAUGGUAACCCUCCCCCCCCGGGACCAGCACAAAGAAGACUCCCUGGAAAAGACACUGAUGUUGGGAAAGAUGGAGGGCACAAGGAGAAGGGGACAACAGAGGAUGAGAUGGUUGGACAGUGUUCUCGAAGCUGCCAGCAUGAGUUUGACCAAAUUGUGGGAGGCAGUGGAAGACAGGAGUGCCUGGCGUGCUCUGGUCCAGGGGGGUCACGAAGAGGCGGACACAACUAAACGACUCAACAACAUAAUGUCAUGCAGAUUCCCUGUAAAGUGCAAGUAUGCAAAGAGCAGCAAUUCCACAAUAGAUGUGGAAGGAGCCUAAUGUGUGGGGGUUGUGAUCUUGCGCCCCUGGCAGAACCAUCUAGAUUGCGCCUCCCAGACACGGACAAAUUAGCUCUUCUUUCUGCCUCUCCUCCAACCCCCCUCUCCAUCCAUUCAAUUCCUCACACACUUCAGUUGCUCACACACUAAUCAAUAUUUUUAUUUAUAGAUGUAUUUAUGGACAUAUUUUAGCCCAUUUUGUGCGCGCGCCCCUCGCCUGCCUAGCGGGGGCCUUCCUCCCCCCCCCAGCUACAGCCCUGUGUUUUCAUGGGGUCACUGCCAUAUGAGGAGGGCACCGAGAUCAAUGGGAGGGGCCCGUACAAUUAUGCCAAACCUCCAUGGUUGGUAAUUUAAACAUUCUCCCAGGGACUUUUAAAAGGUCUGAUAAAUUGGAUUACUCACAUGUGUACAUGUACAGUGGUACCUCGGGUUAAGUACUUAAUUCGUUCUGGAGGUCCGUUCUUAACCUGAAACUGUUCUUAACCUGAAGCACCACUUUAGCUAAUGGGGCCUCCCGCUGCCACUGCGGCGCUGCCACAUGAUUUCUGUUCUCAUCCUGAAGCAAAGUUCUUAACCUGAAGCACUAUUUCUGGGUUAGCAGAGUCUGUAACCUGAAGCGUAUGUAACCUGAAGCAUAUGUAACCCGAGGUACCACUGUAUAUUUAUUGCAUAGGCAUGUUUUUAGCAUUUACUUAGCAAUAAUACAUUUAUUCUUUUCUAGGUACUUGGCUAAAGAGAUGCCACGCCUUUAUCUGCUUGGGAAUAAUCUGGUCCUAUGCUACGUUUUGGGCAACAAUACCAUUUGCUGGCUUGGGAAAUUAUGCUCCAGAACCAUUUGGGACCUCGUGCACCCUGGACUGGUGGCUAGCUCAAGGUUCUGUGGCUGGACAGGCUUUUAUUAUGAAUAUCCUUUUCUUCUGUCUCUUAUUCCCAACUGCAGUGAUCAUGUUUUCCUAUAUUAAAAUAAUAGCAAAGGUCAAGUCAUCCACAAAAGAAGUAGCUCAUUAUGACACCAGGAUUCAAAAAACCCAUGUGCUGGAAAUGAAGUUAACUAAGGUGGGUACAGGACUCCCAGUGGUUUUUGGAAGUCAUCUGCUUGGACUGAAGGAUAAAAGUUCAAUCAAACUUUUGCCUGCUCACCCAGAGAGCAUAGGCAUAUUUUUGUGCGCUGUUAUGUCCAAAUCACAGUUUUGUAUCCAUCUAAAUCACGCGGAUGACACUGUGGGUUAAACCACAGAGCCUAGGACUUGCUGAUCAGAAGGUCGGCGGUUCGAAUCCCUGUGACAGGGUGAGCUCCCAUUGCUCGAUCCCAGCUCCUGCCAACCUAGCAGUUCGAAAGCACAAAGUGCAAGUAGAUAAAUAGGUACCACUCCAGCAGGAAGGUAAACAGUGCUUCCGCGCACUGCUCUGGUUCACCAGAAGCGGCUUAGUCAUGCUGGCCACAUGACCCGGGAGCUGUACGCCGGCUCCCUCGGCCAAUAAAGCAAGAUGAACACUGCAACCCCAGAGUCGUCCACAACUGGACCUAAUGGUCAGGGGUCCCUUUACCUUUACCUAAAUCACACGCAGAAUAGAAGUCACUCGACUUGGGCUAGCCAUGUCCAUGGAUUUCAGAGGGCCUUCUCCAAGCCUGACUGGUGGAUUAUUCACCAUCCAUGGGGUGAACGGUAUGUCUCCCUCCCAUCCGUACCCCAUAGAGGGUGAUGGGUGGGUGGGAAAAUAUCAUACAAUCUGCCACAUCCAUGUGAUUCGCCUGCCUAUUAUUGGAGCAUCAUGGAAGAAGACAGAGGCUGUUGCAAUAUUGUAUGAAUUAGCCCUAACCUUCAGUGGAGUCCUUCCAUUCUAAUUUUUGCCUCUGUUAUAUAUAUUUUUUAUCUUAUUCUUAACCUUAAGCAUAGAUGUCUGCCAAAAUAAUGUCUGUGUUAUACCAAGUGGAAAUAGAUCUGAAUAUAAAUGUCAAAACUUAAAUAAAUGUGUUCUGGUUUUCUCAAUGUGAAAAAAACCAAAAUCUGUUUGAUUCACAGUAACUGCCUUUUGUUAUACAGCUCACAAUGUACAGUAUAUUCACAUGUCUAUUAUACUAAGUGGGGUUUUAUCCUCAUCAUUUCAUGAAAUGAAUCUUCUCACCAGGUGGCGAUGUUGAUCUGUGCAGGAUUCCUAAUUGCUUGGAUACCCUAUGCAGUUGUCUCCGUGUGGUCAGCGUUUGGAAGGCCAAAUUCAGUUCCCAUCAAAGUUUCUGUGAUCCCAACCUUACUUGCAAAGUCUGCCGCUAUGUACAACCCUGUCAUUUACCAAGUCAUUGACUGCAAAUCUGCCUGUUGCCGGCCAUGUCCUCUCAAGCCACUGCAGAAGAAAACCUCCUUAAAGAGAUCCCAGUAUGUUUUUCAGAAAUGGCCAAUUUCUGCAUGCUGUUGUCAGAGUACUGGUGUGAGUUUGGGGGGGUCAGUCUGUUUGAAACCUGAGUCCCUUCUAGAUUACGGGUCCUGGAUCCAGUAAGGGUUGUAUAUAUGUAGGAAUAACCCAAAUAGCAUAAAGACGCUACAGUCUUCACAUCUCCUCCUUCCAAGGAAGGCAAAGGCCUAGGACCCCGGAAUCUCUCACUGCUCGGAGGCUGGGGUGGCAUGAAACAGUACUUUUCCAAAGACGUGUAGGACUUGUGGGAUUGAAACCUAUUUCUGAAAAUACAUGGGGAUGUAACAUGACAACAAUAUGAGCCAGGGGACCAAACUUGAAGUGAUGGAAGGCCCAAUAAUUCAUAUAUUGAGGGUGAGGAUUAGCAUUUAAGGAAUGCAGACAUACGCCCCCCCCAACAUAUUCCUUCCUCCACCCCAAGCACUAUUCAUCCAGCUGAAUAUACUUCUGGUAUCAGGAUCAGUGGAGGAGGAAAAAGUGCUUAACAACAACAACAAAAGCUGUAGAAAGUAAGUUAAUCUUAUGGGCAGGAGGGUUUUGUAUUCCGCAUUAAUUUUUUACCCAAUUCUGUUCGAGUUCUGUGUUUUAACAUAUGGAAAUGCUGUAUUUACAUGAGAUACUCCUGUAUUUUAGUUGUUUUAACAUUUAUUCAGAUUUUAGGUGUCUCAAGAUAGCAGUUUUGUGGGACAUUUGAUAAAUACACACUCAUUUUCCUUGAUUGUACUCAGAUAUUACUUGGGAUUCAGUUGUGCAAUCUAAAGAGGGAGGAAAAGUCUGGGUGAACACCUUAUUUAUUAUUUAACAUUAAUCAAGAUUAAUAUGACAUCAAGGUCAUAUGACAUUAUUUUAUUUCUUCCCAUAGGCCGUAUACAAUUUCUGCAGAUAACAAUUCUGAAGUAAUUAAUGAAACUCAACUGGACAGCGAAGAAACUCUGUAA
Molecule: messenger RNA, 21188 nt
Organism: Podarcis lilfordi (Lilford's wall lizard)
Lineage: Eukaryota; Metazoa; Chordata; Lepidosauria; Squamata; Lacertidae
Source: the annotation of a GenBank genome assembly